Molecule: messenger RNA, 3093 nt
Organism: Penicillium riverlandense
Lineage: Eukaryota; Fungi; Ascomycota; Eurotiomycetes; Eurotiales; Aspergillaceae
Product: putative sister chromatid cohesion factor (Chl12)
Exons: 3
Coding region: 1-3093 (1030 amino acids)
Cellular component (GO): nucleus
Molecular function (GO): DNA binding; ATP hydrolysis activity; ATP binding
Source: RefSeq, a predicted model, not a curated record
AUGAUUCCCUCGUCUCCCUCAUUUCCCUCAUCGUUCGAUCCGGCACUGCAUCUACACUCCCAGGACGAUAUCGCACCACAUCCACCCUCCGAGUCCUUCGCCGACGACCUCGAGGUCCUGAACCUGCAGCGACUGGAGCACAAGCGCGACGUAAUCCAGCACCGAGCGUGGGAUCUGGCCGAUGUGUUCCGCAGUGACGACGAUAUAAGACCUGGGUUGUGGUUCCUGGUGUCGUCCCCUCCGGUCGCGAGGAUGCCGUUUAUUUCUUCACCUGGUGCGCUGGCGCCCACUCGCGCGGCCCGUGCCGAGUCGCAGAAGAGGAAAGCGUCCGAUGUAGAUGAUGUGGAGGACGGCGCCCAGUCGACGGAGCAACAGAAACGGCCCCGCAUGUUGGGAGGGUUUUUGGCCGAUGAUGAUGACGACGAGGAGGACGAUGAUAUCCCGCCUGGUUUGGGGGAUGAGCAGUUCAAGAGCCAGUUUGAGCUGCAGGAGUAUGUGCUCGAGUCGGGGCCCGCACCUAUCAUAGCGGAACCACCAGAGACAACGAAUGAGCCAACACCCACGCCUACAACCACACCCUCGCUCUUGAAUCCGCUACCCGCAAGACAAACGGCGGCACCGCAGAAGUUCCAGAUUAAAACAUGUGCCGGCAAAACGCAUAGCGUGUCCGCGCGAAAGGCCCAUGCGCCGGUUUCUUAUGAGCGGAUUAUUGCUAGUCGAUCCGAGACGGCUCCGGGGCGGGCUAAGACGGCCUACUACGGUAUUGAAAUCCAUAAAUUGCUGGAUGACGCCGCGAAAACUACGAAGCAGACGUCAGAUAAGACUCCCCCAGCGCCAGUUCAGCAGUCCAUCGAAAACCCCAAGCAAAGCAAGAGGGACCAUGCCAUGUGGACGGAAAAGUACCGUGCGCGCAAGUUCACCGACCUGAUAGGCGAUGAGCGGACUCAUCGAGCCGUUUUACGCUGGCUGAAGGGGUGGGACCCCAUUGUCUUCCCCGGUCUGGCCAAGGCUCAGGCUCGCGCGAAGAAACAGACUCAAGGAGACGAGGAAGAGGAGCGUAUGCACCGGAAAGUUCUAUUGUUGAGUGGACCCCCGGGUUUGGGCAAGACGACCCUGGCACAUGUAUGCGCCAAACAGGCUGGCUACGAAGUGCUCGAAAUCAACGCCAGCGAUGACCGCAGCAAGGAUGUGGUCAAGGGCCGGAUUCGUGAUGCGCUGGGUACGGAGAACGUCAAGGGCAUGAAUGUCGAAGUUGGCGAGAAGAAGAUCCGCCGCGCUGGGAAACCCGUCUGUGUUGUGGUGGACGAGGUGGAUGGUGUUGUAGGCGGGUCUGGCAGUGGCGGCGAGGGUGGUUUCAUGAAGGCAUUGAUCGAUCUUGUUCUGCUUGACCAACGCAACUCGGCGCGUUCCGCAGAACAACAUGGGAAAAUCAACAAGAAGCGCAAGGGGGACACCUUCCGCUUUCUGCGGCCGCUGAUUCUGAUCUGCAAUGAUCUCUACCACACUAGCCUUCGGCCUCUGCGGGCUUCUUCUGUCGCGGAGAUGAUCCAUGUUCGCCACGCGCCGCUGGAGAACGUUGUUCAGCGAGUGAAGAAUAUCUUCACCAGAGAAGGAAUCCCCUGUGACAGUGACGGCGCUCGAAGGCUUUGUGAAGCGUCUUGGGGCCUGGCAGCCAGGAGACAGCGCGGCUCGAAGAGCACCGGCUCGGCCGAGGGUGAUAUUCGCAGCGUGCUCGUUGCUGCCGAAUGGGUGGCACAUAAACUCCGCAAUGAAUUAACAAGCCCCAAACUGACCCGAACCUGGCUGGAGCAACGCGUACUCAGUGCCUCGACCGAAGGCAGCUCGUUCUUCAAGGAACUGAGUCGCGGCGGCGUCCGCGAGAUUGUCAACCGUGUAUUCGCCGAAGGAGCCGGCUUCUCGGAUGACCCCGUGGGCACGACUUCAUUCCAGGACCGAUACGACGGCCCCAACUCUCGGACUCCUGUCGGUGUGGCGGAUUUGCGCAAACGACACGCUAUCAACCGCCUGCGGGAGAUGGUGGAAGCCAGCGGCGACCAUGACCGGUGUGUCUCGGAAUGUUUUGCUGUAUAUCCCAUUCAGGAGUACCAGGACGACACUUUUCUCUCCAAACCAAACGCCGCUUACGACUGGCUACAUUUCCACGACUCGAUUUCCUCUAAGGUCUACUCGUCUCACGAAUGGGAGCUCGGACCGUAUCUGAGCCAGUCGGUCGUUGCAUUUCACCACCUCUUUGCAUCCGCGGCUGGGAAGACCGACGCGACAGGUCAGAAUCCGGAUGAAGAUGACGCUGAAGAAGACCACCCUUUCUCCGGGCCAAAGGCAGACUAUGCCGCAUUCGAAGCGCAGAAGCAGAACCGCCAGAUCUUAAACGGGUUCCAUUCGUCCUUCUCCGCGCCCUUGCUGCGCAUGUUCCGUUCACCAGAGAAUGUGAUCACGGAAUUGGUUCCACAUGUCAUGCGCAUGCUCUCUCCCGACGUCAAACCGGUGAUUGUUCGUGGUGGCGGCGAUCAGCGUAGCGUGGCCAGCGUCCGGAAGGAGAGUGAGCGCGCGCUGGUGCAGGCUGCCGUGCGAGUCAUGGCCGGGCUGGAAGUAACCUUUGAGAAAGUGCGAGUCGAGCAUGACGGUGGGAGUCACGGUGGAUGGGUCUACAGAAUGGAGCCACCAAUCGACUCUCUCGUCUCCUUCUCCAAAACCAAAGGCAGUUCCAUGGCUUCCGCGGGCCCCGUCCGGUACGCCGUCCGCCAAGUCCUGGACCAGGAGUAUCGCAAGGAAACAAUGCGCAAACAGUCCGACCACUUGAGCAUGAAUAAAGCGGGCGCCGUAUCCGGGGGCAUGAAACAAGUCCCAGGCACGAGCGACGCUGCACAGAAAGCCAUGGAAGCCGCUGUUAAGCGCGAUUUCUUUGGAAGGGUCAUUCAGGAGCCGGCCUCGGAGACGGGCGACUCGAAUGCGAACUCCACAGUGGACGAAUCGUCCAAGGCUGGUAGGAAGGUCUGGGUUACGUUUCAUGAGGGCUUCUCGAAUGCCGUCAGGAAGCCUAUUUCCUUAGGGGAGCUGUUGGCUGGUCUGUGA